This is a messenger RNA of Branchiostoma belcheri (Belcher's lancelet), 996 nucleotides long. RefSeq names its product NAD-dependent protein deacylase sirtuin-5, mitochondrial-like. Gene Ontology annotation, molecular function: protein-succinyllysine desuccinylase activity; NAD+ binding; protein-malonyllysine demalonylase activity. Bases 20 to 961 code for a protein of 313 amino acids. The record is from RefSeq and is a predicted model, not a curated record. NCBI's taxonomy places the organism in Eukaryota, Metazoa, Chordata, Leptocardii, Amphioxiformes, Branchiostomatidae. The transcript is spliced from 7 exons.
CGUGUUUAGACCGUGACUGAUGCUCCGUGUUGUUGUCGGACGGGUUUCUGUACAGUCUAGCUUGUCCCGUGUCUAUAGAGUGGGAGGGGGGCGUGUUGUCAACAUGAUGGGACAGACACAGAGCACGGGACGUCCCAGCUCGGACCUGGCGGCGUUCAGAGAACAUUUCGCCAAGGCGCAGAACAUCGUGGUGCUGUCCGGGGCGGGGAUCAGCGCAGAGAGCGGGGUGCCAACCUUCAGGGGAGCCGGGGGGUUCUGGAGGAGGUGGCAAGCUCAGGAUCUGGCUACUCCAGAAGCAUUUCGAGCCAACCCAUCUCUGGUGUGGGAGUUCUACCACUACAGGAGGGAGGUCAUGCUGACCAAACUGCCCAACGCCGGACACAUGGCCAUCGCUGAGUGUGAGGAGAGACUGGUCAAGCAGGGACGCAGCCUGGUGGUCAUCACACAGAACAUAGAUGAGCUGCAUAAACGGGCCGGCUCCAAAAACAUCAUUGAACUUCACGGUAACCUGUUCCGUACAAGAUGUACUCGAUGUGGGCAUGUGGAAGAGAACAGGAAGAGUCCCAUUGUUCUGUCAUUGGCUGGGAAGGGUGCCCCUGAUCCUGAUGCGCAGGAUGCCAGGAUACCUGAAGAAGAUCUCCCCAGAUGUGACCAUGGUGGUUGUGGUGGUCUGCUCAGGCCACAUGUGGUGUGGUUUGGGGAGUCUCUGGACCCUGAUGUACUGACCAGGACUGACCAGGAGCUGGACAAGUGUGACCUGUGUCUAGUGGUGGGGACGUCCUCAGUAGUGUACCCUGCAGCUAUGUAUGCUCCCAUGCUGGCCAGUAGAGGCAUUCCUGUGGCAGAGUUUAACAUAGAGGAGACUCCAGCUACACAUCAGCUAGGGUUCCAUUUCCACGGUCCAUCAGGAGAGUGGCUGCCUAAGGCACUGGCACCUCACCAGGACGAAAAAAACACCUAACACUUCACUGAGCUGCUGUACAUGGAUUUAGCUUA